GGAAGCCACCCCCGUGUGUCAGCACACUUGUUGGGGCAGAAGACUUGGUUCAGUUUUAUCUUAGAAAAUACACUGGUUUCUGUGGAACUCAGGGCCUUCUGCUAAAUGGUUUCUUGUCUCCUCACCGCAGAUUAAACCAUGGCCAAGGCUGAAUAUUUUGUCUGGAGUGUUCCAGAAAAUAUGACGUGGAAUUACUUUGAGAAAGAGUUUGGAAACACCACCGGAAUGCCACCCAUUGGAGAGGAUUCCAGACCCUGCGAGAGAUUUGCAAUAACCAACAGGCAGGCUUUAGUCAUCUUUUAUGCACUGGUGACCCUACUGAGCUUGCUGGGAAACUCGCUUGUGAUGCUUGUCAUCUUACCCAGGCGAAGAAGCUGCUCUGUCACCGACGUCUACAUGCUGAACCUAGCCAUUGCCGACCUUCUCUUUUCAUUGACCCUGCCCUUCUGGGCUGUCUCCAAGUUGAAGGGCUGGAUUUUUGGCACACCCCUGUGUAAGAUGGUCUCACUCCUGAAGGAAACCAACUUCUUCAGUGGUAUCCUGCUACUGGCCUGCAUCAGCGUGGACCGAUACCUGGCCAUCGUCCAUGCUACAAGCACACUGGCCCAAAAGCGCCACCUGGUUAAGUUUGUAUGUCUGGGCGUUUGGGCUCUAUCUUUGAUUCUGUCUCUGCCCUUUUCUAUCUUCCGCCAGGAAUACAAACCACAAAAUUCUGAAACAGUUUGCUAUGAGGUCCUGGGUGAAGCCACGGCAGGUUUUCGGAUAAUGUUGCGCGGCUUGUCCCACGUAUUUGGUUUCCUCCUGCCUCUGCUGGUCAUGCUGGUCUGCUACGGGUUCACGCUGCGCAUGCUCUGUAAGGCCCGCAUGGGGCAGAAGCACAGGGCUAUGUGGGUCAUCUUUGCGGUUGUGCUUGUCUUCUUGCUCUGCUCUCUGCCCUACAACCUGGCCCUGCUCUCGGACACUCUCUUAGGAGCCGGCGCGAUUGAAGACACCUGCAAGCGUCGCAGCGACAUUGACCAGGCCCUCUAUGUCACCGAGAUCCUGGGCUUUUCCCACAGCUGCCUCAACCCCAUCAUCUAUGCCUUUGUUGGCCAAAAUUUUCGCCACGAAUUACUCAGGAUCCUCGUUAGCUGUGGCCUGGUUCGCAAGGAGUUUUUGACACGCCGCCGUGCUACCUUUCACACAUCUCUUACUAGCUGUUAAACCUCUGAAAAUUACUAAGGGGUAACAUCGCCGCCUCAAAGGAAAGAAUAUUAUGCCAGUGUGCUUGGUGUGGUGUGGUGUGGUGUGUGUGUGUGUGUGUGUGUGUGUGUGUGUGUGUGUGGUAUGUGUAUAUGUGUGUGUGGUGUGUGGUGGCGGUGUGUGUAUGUGUGUGUGCUGUUCGGUAUGACUUUGGACAGAUACUACUCGGUUUGGGGAGGGAGGUGACGGAAUCAGAAGUUAGUGACUAACUGCUGUCUCUAGGGCCCACACGUGCUUUCUGAGGAGCUGCUGAUAGACCUCCAAGGUCUGCCUUUAUACUUCCAUGAUCUUUGACUUGUCAUCUGGGCCAUCAUCAUGGUCACAUCUAUAGCCUGACCCCGCCUUUAGGACAAAGAACUGGAGCUUGCAUCGACUUUACCCUUCCACGAGCCGGACUCUCUCCUCGGAGCACCGCCCUGACUGUUCAGCACAUUCCAGCAGGCUGUCCAGGAGCUCUUUGUCCUGUGAUCUGAGCUCACGAGAUUGUUCUCCCAUCUUGGGGAAUGUUGCAAUGUCUUCUGGGGACAUCAGUCAGGUGCUCCUGAAGCACCAUGCCACCAGGCGGCCUUGUGAUGGAGCCAAAGAACUUCUUCCCUUUAGGUGCCAUGAGUGGACAAAAGGCAUUUGGGAAGCAAGUCUUAGUGCACAAGGCUACCCUUUACCCUGUGACCAGUGUCACAGGGGGUGAUGUGUGCGUUGGGUACCAGCUGAUCCAAAGAUGGAACAAGACUAGCAGCUGUGACUUUUGCCCUCUUGGCACUUCCAGUUUGGCAGGGAGCAGCAGCAAAUUUAUACACCCAAAUAUUGCUGUUGGUCAGCAGGACAGGCAGCUGCUUCCAAUAAAAAUUUCUAUCCCAUGCUUGUCCAUGUGAAAGUAUCUUGGGUGUGCCAGAGCAAAACACGUGUGUGGAGUAGCUGGUGGUUCCUGCAGUAAAAUGGGGGUAGCCCUCCUUACCAACUUGCUGUCUCCUGCUAGAACACAGCCUCACACUCAUCAUCACCUCUCACAGGCAGAGGCUCUCUUUGUCACCCAUACGUGAAAAUGUGUGAGUCAGCUUUACCUCUCUGUAUAACCAUUGUCUCCUGGGGGGACCUGGCUCGUCUCCUUUAAGUUACUUUCUUACCCCCCAAUGACUUCAAGAAGUUGUGUUUGGGGCCCGGAGAGAAGGUCAGCGGUUGAGAGCACUGUCUGCUCUCUCAGAGGAUCCAGCUUUGAUCCCCAGCUCCCGUAUGGUGGCUCACAGUCAUCUGUAACUCAGGUUCCAGGGGAUCCAAUGACCUCUUCUGACUUCUGGGGCCAUUAGACACACAUGUGAUGUGUAGACAUAUGUGCAGGCAAAGCAUUCACACACAUAAAAAAAAAUCUAAAAAAAAUUUCAAAAGGAAUUGCGGUUACUCAUCCGUUUUCUCUGAACAAAAGCAGGAACCUGUCUGUUUAGUCCAUUUUCCAUCCUGGCAUUGGACAUAAUGCCGAGAGAAUAAAUCGAUGGUACUAAAAA
Meriones unguiculatus (Mongolian gerbil) is the source of this 2741-nucleotide messenger RNA. Its product is annotated as C-X-C chemokine receptor type 1-like. The record is from RefSeq and is a predicted model, not a curated record. The coding region runs from base 139 to 1203 and encodes 354 amino acids. Gene Ontology annotation, cellular component: membrane. Gene Ontology annotation, biological process: immune response; G protein-coupled receptor signaling pathway; neutrophil chemotaxis. The transcript has 2 exons. Lineage: Eukaryota; Metazoa; Chordata; Mammalia; Rodentia; Muridae. Gene Ontology annotation, molecular function: C-X-C chemokine receptor activity.